GCCCCGUUACAUGUGGAUCGGAGACGCCGCUGGCUGCGUGAUGGGGGUGGUGAUCACGAUGGUGAUGGUGGUGGUGACGGUGACGGUGGUGACAUCGCUGUGAGAGUCACGGGGAAGCCGGGCCCGGACACCCUGCGUUGGAUGCCGCCAUCGCAGCCGCGCGUGUAGCUGAUUGAUGCUGAUGGUGGUGGUGAUGGUGGUGUGAGGAUGGGGAUCUGUCGCUGUCUCCUGCUGCUGCUGCUCCUCCUCCCGCUCGCGGCGGCGCUCGGAGCGGAGAUCAGCGUGAGGCGAGAGGCGGCGCGGCCAGGCUGCUUGUUUCAUCGCGAGCUGUGCUCCUCCUGGGAGGUCUGCGUGAACGACGGCUUCUAUGGCAGCUGCCAGCAGAGGGCGGGCGGCGCGGCGAUGAGACCCUCCAAACGGGAGCUCCCCGCCCUGCACGGAAUAACUCGGACGCUGUCGCCCCCCCCGGCGUCCCCCGUGGGGGGCGCUCCGCCCCCCGCCACCCCCGCCGUGCGCUUCUGGCCACCCCCAUGGGCUCUCAGGCCGCUGGUGGGGGAGCAGGGGGGAGGGGCCCCAGCAGCCCCUGCUGCCGAGGGGCCUCCGGGCCGCGCGGGGGCCCUGCGCCGGGCCCUGUGGCUGCUGGAGACGCUGGCGCUGGGGGACAGGGACGCGGCGGCCACCCGCCUGGGCCACGGCCUCGGCACCCGCGAGGCCCCCCCCCGCCCCCUCCCCCAGACCCCCGUGCGGUCGGAGGUGCCGGGCCCGGAGCGGCGCGGAGUGGGGGAUGGCCCCCCCCCGAGGAGCCGGGCGGAGUCGCGGGCGCUGGGCCGCCUCCUCUCCGCCUACCUGAGCCCCCGGCGACACCGCCACGUGCCCCCCGUGGACGGGGGCUGGGGGGCCGCCGUGGGGGGCGCCCUGGGGGGCGCCGUGGGGGGCGCCGUGGGGGGGCCCGACCCCUACCCCCCCCGCCGUGUUUGGGGGGAGGGCGGCGCGGGGGGGCGCUACCCCAGCAGCCCCGGCGUGUGGGGGGGGCGUACUGACACCAGGGUGGAGAUGGACCCCGUGCGGGCCGCCCUGGAGGCGGAGCUCUCCUUCUACGGCCUCAGCCUCUCCGACCUCUCCCCGGCCCAGGUCGCCACCCUGGUCGCCGUGGUAACGGACGGGCAGGGGGGCCGCCCGGGCCCCCCGGUCGCCGUGGAGACGGGGGGAGGGCGGCAGGGCCCCCCGCCGGGCCCGAACGGCGGGGGGGUGGAGCGCGGGAGAGCGAGGGGGGGGCCCUGGGAGCUCGAGAGACUCCUCGGGGGGGGGCCGCACGGCUACGAGGAGGAGGAGGAGGAGCUGGAGGAGGAGGAGGAGGGCCCCGAGGGGGGGCCGCCCCCGCUCGGCCGCCCCCUCGCGUCACGUGACCCCGCCGGAGCAUCGCCAUUGGCCAUCGUGCCGACCCCCGCCGGCCUCCCGGGGGGGGGGGUGCCCGGCGGGGGCGGCCCCACGGAGGGGGGGGGCGCCACCAGUCUGGAGUACGGAUACGUGGUCGCCGACCACGACCCUCUGAGUGUGCGGGAUGGGCUGCUGCUCAUGGAGGCGCUGUCCCACAACCUGGGCAUUUCUCUCACCUCCUUCACAGACGUCAACGUGAUCGGCCCGGCGCUCGCCUUCCAGAUCGGACAGAACGAGCAGAACUUGUCGGUGUCCAGCAUCGCCGAGGCCGCAGUUCGGAAGAAAGCGCAGCUCGAGAAGGACAGCGGAGUGAGGAUCAUCCAGAUGGGCGUGGGCGAGCAGCGCUCUGGCCUGCAGGUGGUGCCGCGGCUGCGCCGUGGCGAGCAGCCCUCCUCCCGGCGCCUGCUGGCGCUCUCCGUGGUGCUGGCGUCGUGCGCCGGCGGCGUGCUGGCGGCGGGCGCCGUGCUCUACUGUCUGCGCAGGCGCCGCGGGGGGGACAAGGGGGGGGGCGCGGGGGGACACGCGGGUGGCACCGAGCCCAGCGCGGACUACCAGGAGCUGUGCCGCCAGCGCAUGGCGGCGCGCUGUGCGGAGCGUGGGGAGGGCGUCCCGCCGGCGCCCGCCCACGGCUCGCGCGUCAGCAGCGUCUCGUCCCAGCAGAGCGACGCGGCCCAGCGCAGCCCAUCGUCACGCAGCAGCUCCUCCUCGUGGUGCGAGGAGCCCGUCGCCUCCACCAUGGACAUUUCCACCGGCCACAUGGUGCUGGCCUACAUGGAGGACCACCUGAGCAACAAGGAGCGGCUGAGCCGCGAGUGGGAGUCGCUGUGCUCGGAGCAGGCGGACCCCGCGGUGUGCACCGUCGCACUGGCGCCGCAGCACGCGCACAAGAACCGUACCGCGCACUCCACACCCUACGACCACGCUCGCAUCGUCCUCAAGGCCGACGUCAACCCCUCCCACUCGGACUACAUCAACGCCAGCCCCAUCAUGGACCACGACCCUCGCAGCCCAUCCUACAUCGCCACCCAGGGGCCUCUCCCCCACACGGUCGCAGACUUCUGGCAGAUGGUGUGGGAGCAGGGCUGCGUGGUGCUCGUGAUGCUCACGCCGCUCAGUGAGAACGGCGUGCGGCAGUGCCAGCGCUAUUGGCCCGACGAGGGCUCCAACCUCUACCACAUCUACGAGGUGAACCUGGUGUCGGAGCACAUCUGGUGCGAGGACUUCCUGGUCCGCAGCUUCUACCUGAAGAACAUCCGCAGCGGGGAGACGCGCACCCUCACGCAGUUCCACUUCCUGAGCUGGCCCGACCACGCCGUGCCCGCCUCCACGCGCUCCCUGCUCGACUUCCGCAGGAAGGUGAACAAGUGUUACCGUGGCCGCUCUUGUCCCAUCAUCAUCCACUGCAGCGACGGGGCAGGGAGGACGGGCACCUACCUGCUCAUCGACAUGGUGCUCAACCGCAUGGCCAAGGGCACUAAGGAGAUCGACAUCGCAGCCACGCUGGAGCACAUCCGCGACCAGCGUGCUGGCAUGGUGCGCACGAAGGAGCAGUUUGAGUUUGCGCUCACAGCUCUGGCUGAAGAGGUGAACGCCAUCCUCAAGUCGCUCCCCAAGUGACACGGACAAGGAGGUGGAGGAGGUGGAGGGGAUGGAGUGGAGCAUGAGGACGGUGCGGAAGUGGAGUACAGGAAGAGGAGAAGGGGAAAUUGAAGGAGGUGGAUGUGGAGGAGGUGGAGUCAGAGGUGGAAGAGGAGAACGAGGGGGGGGGGGGGGGAGGAGGUAGGGUGUGGGGAGGGGGCACAGGUACGGGGUUGACGGGACGGGACGGGAGGAGACGAAGUUGCAGUCGUGUUGACACUGAACGCGAAACUCCAUCGCCCCAUGGGUGUCUGGGUCUCCCUGAGUGACUGAGUCUCUCUGAGUGACUGAGUGACUGAGUCUGAGUGACUGAGUGACUAAGUGAGUGAGUGAAUGAGAGACUGCGUGACUGAAUGACUGACUGACUGACUGAGUGACUGAGUGAGUGACUGAGUGACUGAGUAACUGACUGAGUGACUGACUGAGUGAUUGACUGAGUGACUGAGUGACUGAGUGAGUGACUGAGUGAGUGACUGAGACUGAGUGACUGAGUGACUGACUGAGUAACUGAGUGACUGAGACUGAGUGACUGACUGAGUAAGUGAGUGACUGAGAGACUGACUGAGUAACUGAGUGAGUGAGUGACUGAGUGACUGAGUGAGUGAGUGACCGAGAGACUGACUGAGUAACUGAGUGAGUGACUGAGUGACUGAGUGACUAAGUGACUGAGUGAGUGACUGAGUGAGUGAGUAAUUGACUGAGUGAAUGACUGAGUGACUGAGUGAGUGAGUGACUGACUGAGUGACUGAGACUGAGUGACUGAGUGACUUACUGAGUAACUGAGUGACUGAGACUGAGUGACUGAGUGACUGAGUAACUGAGUGAGUGAGUGACUGAGAGACUGACUGAGUAACUGAGUGAGUGACUAAGUGAGUGAGUGACUGAGUGAGUGACUGAGUGACUGAGUGAGUGACUGAGUAACUGAGUGACUGAGUGACUGACUGAGUGACAGACUGAGUGACUGACUGAGUGACUGAGUGACUGAGUGACUGACUGAGUGACUGACUGAGUAACUGAGUGAGUGACUGAGUGAGUGACUGAGUGACUGAGUGAGUGACUGAGUGACUGAGUGAGUGACUGAGUCUGAGUGACUGAGUGACUGACUAAGUGACUGAGUAAGUGAGUGACUGAGUCACUGAUGGAGCGACUCAGUGACGGAGUUACUGACUGAGUGACUGAGUGACUGACUGAGUGACUGAGUGACUGAGUGAGUGAGUGACUGAGAGACUGACUGAGUAACUGAGUGAGUGACUGAGUGACUGAGUGACUAAGUGAUUGAGUGAGUGACUGAGUGACUGAGUAAUUGACUGAGUCAAUGACUGAGUGACUGAGUGACUUACUGAGUAACUGAGUGACUGAGACUGAGUGACUGAGUGACUGACUGAGUAACUGAGUGAGUGAGUGACUGAGAGACUGACUGAGUAACUGAGUGAGUGACUGAGUGACUGAGUGAGUGACUGAGUGACUGAGUGAGUGACUGAGUAACUGAGUGACUGAGUGACUGAGACUGAGUGACUGACUGAGUGACUGAGUGAGUGAGUGACUGACUGAGUGACUGACUGAGUAACUGAGUGAGUGACUGAGUGAGUGACUGAGUGACUGAGUGAGUGACUGAGUGACUGAGUGAGUGACCGAGUGACUGAGUGAGUGACUGAGUCUGAGUGACUGAGUGACUGACUAAGUGACUGACUGAGUGAGUGACUGAGUGAGUGACUGAGUGACUGAGUGAGUGACUGAGUAACUGAAUGACUGAGUGACUGACUGAGUGACUGAGUAACUGAGUGACUGAGUGACUGAGACUGAGUGAGUGACUGAGUGAGUGACUGAGUGAGUGAGUGAGUGACUGAGUGACUGAGUGAGUGACUGAGUCUGAGUGACUGAGUGACUGACUAAGUGACUGACUGAGUGAGUGAGUGACUGAGUCACUGAUGGAGCGACUCAGUGACGGAGUUACUGACUGAGUGACUGAGUGAGUGACUGAGAGACUGACUGAGUAACUGAGUGAGUGACUGAGUGACUGAGUGACUAAGUGACUGAGUGAGUGACUGAGUGACUGAGUAAUUGACUGAGUGAAUGACUGAGUGACUGAGUGACUGAGUGACUGAGUGACUUACUGAGUAACUGAGUGACUGAGACUGAGUGACUGAGUGACUGACUGAGUAACUGAGUGAGUGAGUGACUGACUGAGUGACUGAGUGACUGAGUGAGUGAGUGACUGAGAGACUGACUGAAUAACUGAGUGAGUGACUGAGUGACUGAGUGACUAAGUGACUGAGUGAGUGACUGAGUGACUGAGUAAUUGACUGAGUGAAUGACUGAGUGACUGAGUGACUGAGACUGAGUGACUGAGUGACUUACUGAGUAACUGAGUGACUGAGACUGAGUAACUGAGUGAGUGACUGAGAGACUGAGUAACUGAGUGAGUGACUGAGUGACUGAGUGACUGACUGAGUGAGUGACUGAGUGAGUGACUGAGUGAGUGACUGAGUGACUGAGACUGAGUGACUUGAGUGACUGACUGAAUGACUGAGUGAGUGAGUGACUGACUGAGUGACUGACUGAGUAACUGAGUGAGUGACUGAGUGAGUGACUGAGUGACUGAGUGAGUGACUGAGUGACUGAGUGAGUGACUGAGUCUGAGUGACUGAGUGACUGACUAAGUGACUGAGUGAGUGAGUGACUGAGUGACUGACGGAGAGACUCAGUGACGGAGUUACUGACUGAGUGACUGACUGUGUGACUGACUGAGUGACUGAGUGACUGAAUGACUGAGUGACUGACUGACUCAGUGACUGAGUGUCUGAGUGAGUGACUGAGUGAGUGACUGAGUGAGUGACUGAGUAACUGACUGAGUGGCUGACUGAGUGACUGACUGAGUGACUGAGUGAGUGACUGAGUGAGUGACUGAGUGAGUGACUGAGACUGAGUGACUGACUGAGUAACUGAGUGACUGACUGAGUAACUGAGUAAGUGAGUGACUGAGAGACUGACUGAGUGACUGAGUGAGUGCCUGACUUAGUGACUGAGUGAGUGACUGAGUGAGUGAGUGAUUGACUGAGUGAAUGACUGAGUGACUGAGUGAGUGACUGACUGAGACUGAGUGACUGAGUGACUUACUGAGUAACUGAGUGACUGAGACUGAGUGACUGAGUGACUGACUGAGUAACUGAGUGAGUGAGUGACUGAGAGACUGACUGAGUAACUGAGUGAGUGAGUGAGUGACUGAGUGAGUGAGUGACUGAGUGAGUGACUGAGUAACUGAGUGACUGAGUAACUGAGUGAGUGACUGAGUGAGUGACUGAGUGAGUGAGUGACUGAGUGAGUGACUGAGUAACUGAGUGACUGACUGAGUGAGUGAGUGACUGACUGAGUGACUGACUGAGUAACUGAGUGAGUGACUGACUGAGUGAGUGACUGAGUGACUGAGUGACUGAGUGAGUGACUGAGUAACUGAGUGACUGAGUGAGUGACUGAGUCUGAGUGACUGAGCGAGUGACUGAGUGACUGACUAAGUGACUGAGUGACUGACUGAGUGAGUGACUGAGUGACUGACGGAGUGGCUCAGUGACGGAGUUAGUGACUGAGUGACUGACUGAGUGAGUGACUGAGUGACUGAGUGACUGAGUGAGUGACUGAGUGACUGAGUGACUGAGUCUCUCUGAGUGACCAUGCACCUCCACCCUCCCCCAUCGAUGACGUGCACCUGUCGACCGCCUGUACACUACACACACCACACUGCCUGUAUACACACACUACACACACUACACCGCCUGUACUCACACACACACACUACACCGCCUGUAGGCACACACACACUAUGCACACACUACACACACACUACACCGCCUGUAGGCACACACACACUACACCUCCUGCACACACACACACCACACCGCCUGUACACACACACACCACACCGCCUGUACACACACACACACACAAUACACCGCCUGUAGGCACACAGACACCACACCGCCUGUAGGUACACACACUACACCGCCUGUACACACACACACACACUACACUGCCUGUACACACACACACUACACCUCCUGUAUACACACACACUCUACACCGCCUGUACACACACACUACACCGCCUGUACACACACACACUCUACACCGCCUGUAGGCACACACACACACUACACACACACACUCUACACCGCCUGUAGGCACACACACACUACACCGCCUGUACACACACACCGCCUGUACACACACACACCACACCGCCUGUACACACACACACACUACACCGCCUGUAGGCACACACACACCACACUGCCUGUACACACACACACACACUACACCACCUGUACACACACACCACACCGCCUGUACACACACACCACAUCGCCUGUACACACACACACUACACCGCCUGUAGGCACACACACACUACAACGCCUGUACACACACACAGACUACACCGCCUGUACACACUACACACACCCUACACACACUACACACACUCUACACACACACUACACCGCCUGUACACACACACUACACACACACACACACACUACACACACACUACACACACUACACACACACUAUACACACACACUACACACACACUACACACACACACUACACACACCACACACACACACUACACACACACUACACCGCCUGUAGGUACACACACACUACACACACUACAUCACACACACUACACACA
Messenger RNA from Lethenteron reissneri (Far Eastern brook lamprey), 7762 nucleotides. RefSeq names its product receptor-type tyrosine-protein phosphatase N2-like. Gene Ontology annotation, molecular function: protein tyrosine phosphatase activity. Gene Ontology annotation, cellular component: synapse; secretory granule. The record is from RefSeq and is a predicted model, not a curated record. Gene Ontology annotation, biological process: protein dephosphorylation; insulin secretion involved in cellular response to glucose stimulus; regulation of secretion. Lineage: Eukaryota; Metazoa; Chordata; Hyperoartia; Petromyzontiformes; Petromyzontidae.